Molecule: messenger RNA, 7281 nt
Organism: Styela clava
Lineage: Eukaryota; Metazoa; Chordata; Ascidiacea; Stolidobranchia; Styelidae
Source: RefSeq, a predicted model, not a curated record
UUGGCGUUGUCGAACAUAAAAUUGCGGCAGAAAAAUGCUUUAUCAAAUGUAAUUCAAUGUGAGAUAAGAUAAUAGUGAUAGGAAGGAUGUGUGCAUAUAACUUUCUGUCUUCAGAUAAAAUUUGAAUAGACUUGCAUACGAAAGAAUAGUAAAAUGGACUAAUUUCGCGUCAUCUGUGUUUAGCUACCGGUACAGAUAAAUCGUUUUAUUUUACACGUGCAUUAAAUAUCCGUCAUUCUUCUUUAUCAUAAUUUGUGAAAGCCUGUGUAGGUAAAUAUGGCGCAAAUACACGGAGUAAUAGUGAAGAUGGAUUUUGUAUAGUAGUAUAACAUAAACAUAUUCGUAGGAAAUUAUCGAAUUUUCAAUUUUUUCUGUUGAAAUGUGGUGCGCCAAUCCAAUGGUUGUGGAUACAUUGGAAGCUGAUCCGUACUCUGGGUACGCCGAGUGCCAGGACGGCGUGGGAGAUCAGGAAAUAGACGACAAAGUUUCAGAUCACAUCCCAGUAUAUCCAUCUCGUCCUCCAUCGCUCGCAAGAUCGGCUUCCUGUAAUCGGAUUAAUCUCGCACUUCCCAAUCGGAAGCCAAAACGAAGUCUCAGUUCAAGCGGGACACAAAGGCCAUUUGUACGUAUAAGUCGGGUUCAAAGUUCAAAGGGAAUUGACAGAGAGACAACGCCAAUAAAAGAAAAACUAAAAAGAAGUGAUUCAGUCAUAACUCGCUUAGCACGCCAGUAUUCGUUCGGUCGAUCUAGGCGUUCCGGAUCGAGUUCGACGAAUAUGAGUUCAGUGCAAUCCGCUGUAGACACAACAACUGUGAAAAACAUUGGUAAAUCGCCGAGACGAAGACGGGGUAAAAACUCGAAAAAUGAUAAUAAAGUUACAGAGGCUUUAAUUGAAAUACCACCUUCUUCUAAUAAAUUGAACGUUGUAAAAAAUACACACGGUCGCGUGCCACCACCGCUUGAUAUGACUGUUUCCAAUCCACACAUAAACGGACAAGAUCUCAUUUCAUCGCCUGAAUCUUGUCCGAGUUCUCCUCCGCACUUUAAUACUUCAUUUUCUAUGCCUACUGAGAAUAAAUCGUCCGAAAAUAUAAACAAUAAAAUUUCUUCAUCAAAUCUGCUUUCUGUGGACAACAGGAAGAAACCUAGAGCAGCUUCGCCAAUUUCGGCGGACGAUUCGCCAUUGCCCUCACCUCCUAUUGACGACAAAGCAUAUGACAGUGGUCGUAUGAGCAUGUCAUCUUUUCGUUCAUUUGGGAGUGGACGGCCUACUAGCCUAAGUUCAGUGACGUCAUCAAUUUCAUCACGGACGUCCAGAGGGAGUGAUUAUUUCAGCAGUGCGUCAUCUAAUGGUCAAUCCGAUCAACAACACCAGGUUACUUCUUAUCGUCUUGGACUUCAAACAGUGUUACCGGAUCUCAACGAAACGACUCCCGAUGAAACGACCAAGAGCAAAUAUACCAAUUCGCGAGCAGCUGCUUUUGCUGCCCACGAUCGCCAAAAUAAAAAUUUGGACGAUGUCGACGCUCUUGCACCAGUGGCAAACCUGGCCAUGAUUGCCAACCCGGAUUUAUCUUACGUUGAUCGUGUUAUAUUGGAAUUACUUGAGACAGAAAGGAUGUACGUACGAUCUCUGAAAGAUAUUUUAACGGGUUAUCUAUUUGUCAUCCGAAGUACACCCGAGUUGAAAAUUCCGCCGCAUGACGUCGAUGAUCUGUUUGGAAAUAUUCGAGAUAUUUAUGAUUUUAAUAGAAAUUUAUUGAGUGAACUAGAAGCUUGUGAGGGUGACCCAGGAGAAGUGGCUCAAUGUUUUGUUUCCAAGGAUGAAGAUUUCAAAGUAUACACUGAAUAUUGCACAAACUAUCCAUCAUCGGUUGCGGCUAUGACAAGUUGUAUGCGUGACCAGAAUUUGUCUCAAUUCUUCAAGAUACAACAGGAUAAGUUACGUCACACCUUACCUCUUGGAUCAUACUUAUUAAAACCAGUGCAGAGAGUGUUGAAAUAUCAUCUGUUAUUACAAGAAUUGGUAAAACACUGCGAUAAAGACGAGGAGGGAUAUCAAACAAUACAGGUUGCACUUCAAACCAUGACCAGGGUUGCAAGACAUAUCAAUGAAAUGAAGAGAAAACACGAAGAUGCUGUUCAUAUACAGGAAAUUCAAAGUCUUCUGACAAAUUGGCAGGGCAAUGAAUUAACAACCUACGGAGAACUGAUCAUGGAGAGUGAAAUGAAAAUGCAAGGAGCAAAAAACGAAAGACAAGUUUUCUUAUUCGAGAAAAUGAUUUUGAUUACAAAGAGAAGAGAAGACGGGUUUUUAGUGUGCAAAGCUAACAUCAUGUGUGCCAAUUUGGUUCUUCUGGAAAGCAUCCCCAACGUACCAUUGGGAUUUCAAAUCCAACUUUUCGCGGAUAGAGCUGCAUGCGUUACUCCUCAGCAAAAUGGAUCACAAGAGCAGGCUCGGCAACAAUGCUAUAUUUUAUUGGCGCCCUCGCAAGAAGAAAAAGCAGUUUGGACCUAUCACAUCAAAAGACUAAUCAUUGAGACAAUGCAAGCAUCUAUUCCUCUGCAGGCGAAGAAAAGCAUUAUGCGAAUGAGACCCGUUCGAGACGGGGAUGGUGACGGCGACUCCGAAGAAGAUCGCAUGCGAAAGAAAAGCAAAUCGAGGUUUGGUCCAAGUGCUAUCCUUGGCAACCAAGAUGGAAAGAAUAACAAAUCUGCACUCGCUCGUUUAACCAGCACUGCUUCAUCUGCGAAUCUUCUGAACAGCGGAGCUAAGAAGACAACAUCGUCUACUCCAGCAACACAAUCAAAACCUAGACGAAGAUCAGACUCCAUGUCUAGGAAGAAUUUACACAAAAAAGCCUUGAAACGUAAAGACGAAGUGGAGAGCAGCGAUGACAUUAGCACAGAUUCCGCUCCCAAUACACCAGCCGGGAAUAAAGUCGCUGGAAAAUUCUCUUUUCCUGGAUUCAGACAAAGCACUCGUUCUGGUCACGUAGCACAGCCAAGCAAACUAACAACGACACAAGCACAAACCAGGGCAAACACUUCGCCGCAAUUAAUAAACUCGAAAAAGAAAACGACGCAAGCUGGCGGCGAAAAUAAAAACGGAUCAACGAAUCAACCAGAAGUCGUUAAACGACACCAUAAUUCUGUUAUAUAUAGGCGACACAAACGUAGGACAAGUCAGCCAAUUACAAUAACUGAAAAGCGUCUAAGUAUGAAACUUACAGAAGAAGAUGAAGAUGCAGCAGAUAAAGACGAUGAAGUGGACGGAGUCGAAAAAUUUGACGAUGAUGACCUUAUGAACUUUAACCCCCUGACUGCUCGUGAAAGUGUCAGUUGGGAUAUUCAGAUAGUGGAAGCAGUUUUUGAACGCUAUAAAAAAGAAGAGACAUCUCCCGUGUCGCCCCAACCAGAGAAGUCUCCCGAACUGGGGUCCACGUAUUUGACAGUGCCGAGUGAUGUAGCUCCUUCGCCUUUGAUGUCACUGGACCAUACCCCGAUUCUGAGUCAAAGACGAAAAAGUCGAAUUGUUGUCGUACCCUCUUCUGAUACAUCAGAUGAUGAAAUUGAAAAGAAAAGGAAAUCGUCUUCAGCAAGCACGAGUAUUAUUCGACGAAAGAAAGACAAGAACGCCCCAACUACACAUAGAACAAGCGGCGUGGUGUACUCCUUGUCACAGCAAAGAGACAUGGAAUCGAAUGGUGAUGCAAAAUCAGUAUUACGAAAAGCGUCUCAAGCACCAGAUAACGUUAGAAAUUCUCUCGUAUUGCAUGAGAGUGAUACAGAUGAAGAAACGAAUCAAAUACUCAAAGAAAAAGCCGUUACAGCAAGACGCAAAAGUUCCCUCAAACGCAGAGAACGUAAUUUACGCAAAAAGGCUAACGGUACCUCUUCUCCGUCUAAACAACAGGGAGAAACUUACAACGGCGGUACAAGAAGAGGGAGUCUCUAUGACAACAUGGAUGACAACGUCAAAGUUAAUGAUGACGCCAUGAACGCAACGGUAACGUCUUCCGAACAAUGCGUGCCUACGCAAAGCAUUGUCGAUUCAAAUACAAGCAGCACCACUUCCAUUGUUACAGUACAAUCAAGUUCAUUGGCUUCUAUAUCGUCCACAUCAACUGUCGAUGUCACUUCUGCUAAUUACAAUAAUAAUAAUGAUAGAUCGUUUAAAAAAUCUAGAGAUAUGAAUGUCAAAGUCAAUAAAGAUUUCAAACAUAUUCCAGUCGGCAAAGUGAGAGGACUCAUCGACAAAAUGUGGAAUUCGCCACACGCUGAACCUAUGUCGCCAUCUUCGAAAGCAAAAUUCAUUAUGACGCCAUCUUCAGGACGUACACCCAUCACUAGUCCAACUUUCAGCUCUGAAAAAUCAUUUACGUUCGAACCAAAAGCAGUUUCAGGAACGACGUCUCCUGUCGUAAGCCCCAAACUUGUUAAGAAAUCAACUAAUCCCAACUGCAAUAACAAUAAUAAUAAUAUAUUUUCAACAUCGCCGCGGCUUUCUGAGACGAAUGAUUUUAUGGAAUUAAAUAUUUCUGAGAAGCACGACAGCACUUCUGUCGUAUCCAGCACUUGUGGUUCUAUUAUGUCUCAUUCUGAUCACAGCAUGAACUCACAAAAAGGAAAACAUUUUCCUAAUAAGAACCUCAUAUCUACGAAGCCAGAAACUGUUUUGACUACCGGUAGCUUACCGCUAACUAUAACAAGCAGUAGCGAUAGCAGUGAGGGUGAAAGUAACACUAUUACACAAAGGGUGAAACGGUUGUCUAUGGGAGAACGCGAUUAUCAGAAAGCAGCUGAUAUCGAUACGAACUCUGAUAUGAAAAAAUCUAACACACCACUUUUGUAUUUGAGACGUACUUUUUCACAAGAAGAUACAAAUCUAAAUCGUCGUAGUUCGAAUCUUGUUUUGGAAGCACGAAUGAGCGCAGAAUACACAAAUGAAAUUUCGUCGUCUUCUGCAAUAAAUACUGAACGGGUGAGCUGUAAUCUUGAUGGAGAUGAUUUCACAUUCGGUGGCGUUGAAGAAACAAUCUGUGAUACAAAGCAAUAUGAUUUCGAAAAUCUUUGUAUAACCACCCCCGAUGAUUCAAAAAUUAAGGACAAAAUGUCAGAGGAAUUUGAACACGUUUGCAGCGAUUUAGAAAUCAGUACACGAUUCAGUAGCCUUGAAUCACAUGCGUUUUCCGCGAGUGAAGAAGACAAUUUGAAAUUACCGAGAACAGAACUUGAUAUAAGAACAGAACAAUUUACUGUAGUUAGUCGCACGAAACAUACAAAUGAUACUUCUAUAGAAAAUGUUGAAAAUUCCGAAAUUGGUACAAAAGAAAAGCCUAAAAUUUACGGAAUUAAACUACCCGAUACUACCACUGGAAUGCGAAGAUAUGGACAACAAUACGGCCAGAACAUACUUCCAAACCGGUCCGAUUCUAUUCGUUCCACAAAGUCGGAAUAUAUUUCCACCCGAUUGUCGAAUGCCAAUAGAGACGGCGAAACGAGGGGAAGAUCUUUGGGACUAAGAAGUCGAAAUUCAUUUGCCUCUACAUUGUCGUCAAAAGAACUACAGGUGAUUCCUCAAAGCAAUGUAUCGAAAUUGGCCAAACAAUUCAGCGAAAUUUGUAUGCAAUCAGAAAAACUUGCUGCAUGUCCACCAAGACGGAGCAGAUCUGUGGAGGCGGGAGCAAGAGCAAGACACAGAAUGAAAGCGCGUGAAGAAAGAAAAAACCACGAACGAUCAGACACCGCCGAUGCUAAGGUCCAGUCGCCAUCUCCUCGGGAAACUACAAAUAUAAAAUCAAUGUCUACGCAAGAUCUGCAAUCAAAAACAAAAUCCCCCGAACUCGAAAAGAAGUCAAAUCCUACAAACCAACGAACCGGACGGACACCUUCAAAAUAUUCAUUCCAACAGGCGGCAGUGAAAGUCGACGAAACCUUCGUUUGCGAAACGGUUUCCAGACCAGCGAAGAAAACCCUAACCGUGGUAUCAUCGACACGUGUUUCUAUAAGCGACGAGGACGACGUGUUUCCCGAUUCACCUAAAUCCAUGCCAUCCCCGCCUAAGACAGAUGACACUGAAGCCCCUAACAGAAAAAAACUGUCGCUCGUGGAACUUUUCGCCGCUAAUCCACACAAGGAAAAUCUUGCCAAACCUGAAUCGCUCACAAAUCAAAAUGACGAUUCCUCGUCAUUAGAAAAUCCCGUCAUACCUGAAAUCAAAUCCCAUAAUUCCGUCUUGCAAAACGCGACUGAGAGCCCUCCCAGCGUUCGAGUUAUUUUGGUACGAACGCCGGACGAUGAACAAGGACCAGGUAUAUUGGAGCCUCGAGUGCUGAACUUAGACUCGAGAAACAAAAGGGGAGCAUUAUCACCCCCGCCUUUAGAGAAGCGGCAUAGCUGGACAACGCGAUUGGAUGAGAGCGAUGUGCCUCAACGAAGAACUAGGCUGAGGUCGUCGUCUUUGACGCGAAAGAGAAAUCGAGCGAUCAUCUCACCCGAGUCGCGAUGAAUUUAAAAUAUAUAAUUAUUUGUUAAUAUUUUAAUCCACAAUUUGGAUAAAAUGCUUGCUUGGCCAAUCAUGAGUUAUACGAGUGGAAGUUCACUUCUAGAUGCUUAGUUAAUUUCGGACAAAUCUGAUCUAUGCGCUUACCAUGAAUUUAUCAAAGCCACCGGGUAUAAAGCUGGAUAAUUUAAAUAUAGAUUUCGUGCAAUAUCAUUUCGCUGGUGACAUCACUGACAAGUCACAAUUCGAUUAGAUUUUCAGAAAGCAAGUGACGUUUACCUUAUUAAUAAUAAAAUAAUAUAUCAGUAUUUUAUUUCCUUGUACUAGAUAAAUUACUACUUAACAUGAAACUAAUCUGGCAUCCCGAUAUUGACUUAGCAUAUACUAAUUACAACUAAUUUCAACUACCCUAAUCAUAUAGGGAAUUUUUGCUAUUGCUAUGUGCGUUUGAGAUCAAAAUCUUAUAUUACCUAUAUUUAUCAACGCUAAUUAUUCAUGCUUGACCCUUGGAAAAUAGAUUGUUUCAGAUCGAUGACAACGCACCUAUUCUUUCUACUUAUUGUCCUAUAUAUUUAUGUAUUUCGUUUUAUCGUGAAUUAUCAAAUUUUCGCACAAAAGGGACUACUUCUGUCUCCAGUAUUACCGCUAUCACUUAUUAAAAUAUUAUUAUUGCAUUGAUACUUUUUGUUCCAUAAUUUUUGUUGUUAUAUUUGCUAUCUUAAUUAUUAUUCUUGGUAUUAUAUUGUUAUUACAGCGUAUGAUGAAAUAAUAUUCAA